Messenger RNA from Achroia grisella, 1277 nucleotides. RefSeq names its product probable cardiolipin synthase (CMP-forming) (gene CLS). The transcript has 5 exons. Gene Ontology annotation, molecular function: cardiolipin synthase activity. Gene Ontology annotation, biological process: cardiolipin biosynthetic process. Bases 158 to 1183 code for a protein of 341 amino acids. Gene Ontology annotation, cellular component: membrane; mitochondrion. The record is from RefSeq and is a predicted model, not a curated record. NCBI's taxonomy places the organism in Eukaryota, Metazoa, Arthropoda, Insecta, Lepidoptera, Pyralidae.
UUAAUUAAUUUUAUUUGUUCUAUUCUUAUUUGCAGGUUAUAAGAUUUUAUUAUGUGUUUAAAUUAUAAUAGUUUUAUUAUAUAUUUACAAUUUAUUGUCAGUUUACGGCAGCAAUUGUAGUAUAUGUGGAAAAUCAAGUGACCGGCUUUUCACUAUUAUGCGAUUCAUAAAUCGAAAUAUGUUCAUUAAACAUGUAUCAAAUGUAUAUCGGUUUCAAACCAUUAAAAAAUUCAAUUACAACAUUCCUUUUCGGGAAUACAUGAUUCUUGUUGCAAAUAAACAGACAUCGAAAUAUUUACCCGUUGUAUCAUACAUGAUAUCUGGAUAUUCUAAGGAUAACAAAAAGAAUUUCAUAAAUCUCGAGAAGAAAACCGAAACACUGAAAGAUGUCUUUGAACAUAGAAAGGAACAGCUGAAAGAUACAGAACAUAAAAUUCGACUGAAAAGUGAGGAAAUCGUUAGAGAUAUAAAACAGCAUAAAGAAAUUACUGAACAAAAAAUUAGAGAGAAAAAAGAACAUUUAAUCAAAGAUAUCUUAGAAACUAAAGCAAAAGUAAAAGAAAGAUUAGAGGAAGUGGUUGAGAGAGAAAAUGUGUUUACUGUUCCUAACAUACUGUGUGUAACUAGAAUUAUGAUGUCUCCUUAUCUUGGAUAUAUGAUUCUGGAAGAUAAUUAUAAUUUAGCCUUAGGAUUGAUGGUGUUUGCUGGAGUCACUGACCUGCUGGAUGGUUGGAUAGCGAGGACUUGGAAAAAUCAGUCUUCAAAGAUGGGCUCCUUCUUGGAUCCAAUGGCAGACAAAGUACUCAUAGCAACUCUCUUCAUUUCACUCACAUGGCAAAAUUUGAUACCUCUAAGCCUGACUUUGCUAAUUGUGGGUCGUGAUGCAGCCUUAGUAACUGCAGGAUUUGUCAUCCGAUAUAUGAGCCUCCCACCCCCUAGAACGCUUAGCAGAUACUUUGAUGUGACACAUGCUACAGCACAACUUGCACCAACGUUUAUCAGCAAAGUGAACACUGCUGUACAACUAUUGUUGGUUGGAACUACUCUUGCGUCCCCUGUUUUUGGAUAUGUGAAUCAUCCUGCAUUACAAGCUCUCUGCGGUGUCACCGCCGUGUCUACAGUUGUAUCUGCUAUUAGUUAUUUAGUUAGUAAGGACACUUAUAAGUUUUUGAAGAAAACUUAACAAGAAAUCGCACAGAACAUGUCCCAAGUCUUCCACAUAUAACAUAAUAAUUUAUUUUAAAAACUGUGUACAUUAUGUAAAUAAAAAUUUAAAA